Salvelinus sp. IW2-2015 is the source of this 5004-nucleotide messenger RNA. The record is from RefSeq and is a predicted model, not a curated record. Lineage: Eukaryota; Metazoa; Chordata; Actinopteri; Salmoniformes; Salmonidae.
CUUGUCCUUGGAGAAGGGGCAAGGCGCCUCCAUGUUUCGGCAGCCUUCAACGCCAAAGCCAAGGUGGCCAUGAGCCGCUUUGAGCCUGGCACCAGCAUCAGCUAUGAGAAGCUGCAUGAGAACAUCGACAUUGUGCGCAAGAGGCUCAAUCGCCCCCUCACCUUGUCGGAGAAGAUUGUGUACGGUCACCUGGAUGACCCUGUGGGGCAGGACAUUGCCAGGGGCCGCACUUACCUGCGUCUGCGUCCGGACCGUGUGGCCAUGCAAGACGCCACGGCCCAGAUGGCCAUGCUACAGUUCAUCAGCAGCGGCCUGCCCAAGGUGGCCGUGCCCUCAACCAUCCACUGUGACCACCUGAUUGAGGCGCAGAUCGGAGGCGUCGAGGAUCUAAAGAGGGCCAAGGAUGUGAAUCAGGAGGUUUACAAUUUCCUGGCGACAGCUGGAGCCAAAUAUGGGGUUGGCUUCUGGAAACCAGGCUCUGGAAUCAUUCACCAGAUAAUUCUAGAGAACUAUGCCUACCCAGGAGUCCUGCUCAUUGGCACAGACUCCCACACACCUAAUGGGGGCGGCCUGGGCUCCAUCUGCAUCGGAGUGGGUGGUGCUGACGCUGUGGACGUCAUGGCUGGUAUCCCAUGGGAGCUCAAGUGUCCCAAUGUGAUUGGAGUGAAGCUGACAGGUAGUCUAUCGGGCUGGACUUCUCCCAAGGAUGUUAUCCUGAAGGUGGCUGGGAUCCUGACAGUGAAGGGGGGCACUGGAGCCAUCGUGGAGUACCAUGGCCCAGGCGUCGACUCCAUUUCCUGCACCGGUGAGGCCAAAAGAUAUGAAGCCCAUAUCAACGGGCUCACUCUUGACUGGCCCACCUCAGUGUCUGAAUUGUUCGAUCCUGAGACUGACUACCUCACCGCGGCCAAUGGUGAGAAAUUCAAGUUGGAGCCACCCAAUGGCGACGAGCUGCCUGCCCGUGACUUUGACCCCGGCCAGGACACCUACCAACACCCCCCUGCRGAGAGCGGCUCCAUUAUGGUGGACGUUAGCCCCACCAGCACCCGCCUGCAGCUGCUGGAGCCCUUUGACAAGUGGAACGGCAAGGACCUUGAGGACCUGCAAGUGCUGAUCAAGGUGAAAGGCAAGUGCACCACAGACCACAUCAGCGCCGCUGGCCCCUGGCUCAAGUUUCGCGGUCACCUCGACAACAUCUCCAACAACAUGCUCAUUGGAGCAAUCAAUAUUGAGAACGACGCGGUCAACAAGAUCAAGAACCGGCUGACGGGAGAGUACGGGGGCGUGCCUGACGUGGCUCGCCACUACAAGGCUAACGGUCUGUCGUGGGUGGUUGUGGGGGAUGACAACUACGGGGAGGGCUCGAGCAGAGAGCACGCAGCCCUGGAGCCCAGACACCUGGGAGGCAGGGUCAUCCUUGUCAAGAGCUUUGCCAGGAUCCACGAGACRAACCUGAAGAAGCAGGGCAUGCUGCCCUUGACCUUUGCCGACCCCACCGACUAUGACAAAAUCCGCCCCGAUGACAAGAUCUCCAUCACAGGCCUCGCAACCUUUGCCCCCGGKAAGCCCCUGAAGGGAGUGGUGAAGCACGGUGACGGCAGCCAGGACAUCAUCACCCUGAACCACACCUUCAACGAGAACCAGGUUGAGUGGUUCCGCGCCGGCAGCGCCCUCAACAGGAUGAAGGAGCUUCAGUAACUGAAGGGACCCAGGGGGGUUCGGAGGGGCGGAGGAGCACAGAGAGAGGCGGACCUGGAGAUACUGAGGGGGAGGGGCUGCAUAGACGUGGGAAAUGGGCGGUAGCAGCCUGCAUAGCGUAAACACACACCCCAUGCUGCUGUACAGAUGAAAUGCUUGCGCACACAUACAGGAUUACUGUCAAAGCUCUCCCCACAGACAGGUAGAGCUGUAUACGCACACACAAGCUCUGACAUAACACACACAAGAACCCUUGUCUUUGUUUCAGCAUAGCAUUUAAGUGUUCCCGUUCUAGGCAGCACUGCUCUUGUUGGCAGUCCUCCGUUUGUGUAAUCACGUUUGUCACGCUUCUUGCUAUUGACUGUAGUGCUGCAGUAUUCAAUUCACUCUUACCUCACAAACACACUGCUAGCUCUCCAUAUCUGGUCUGUAGCUUGAAUCCUUCUCACGUUCCUUUCCCUGUCUUAGUUGUUGUGUUAAGCUGUGUACCUGGACCACCACUUGUUUCCUCCAAUACAGACAGAGCUGGUUAACACAGUUGCACAUUUUAAUUCACUGAAUGUAUCCCUCUCAUUCCCAGGAUUUCCAACUCUUGUUAGUUCACUAUUGCUGCUGGUAAAGAUUAAUGUGAAUAUUUGUUUAGGUAAGUCCACCAUAGUUCUAGUGGGCCUCAGGAGCUGCACAUUUUUCCUGUGACUGACCUGAAUUGAUCCGUUUUAGUUGUUGAUUAGAGAGCAAGUCGCCUAACCUGGUUACCCAGGCCUAAUAACUGUUCACAUAGUAGAUUAAAGGCAUCAAUGGAACCAUUAGAUUAUGUGGCUCCAGGACCAGGUUGUAGUGACAAGGUCAAUCCUUCUGCAGAGUGUAGUGUAUGCAUGGACUUUGUUUUGUAGGGUUUUCCUUUUCUGGUGUUUCUCUUGACCCAAAAUCAAUUUUAACCCACGGAAUUUGGUGUACCGUUUGUCACUCUGCAUUCCACACUUUAAAUCUCUACCGCUGUUUUCUCCACAUGCUCCAUUUGUUUCUACUUGAGGGCUAUUGCAUGAAAUUAUAUUAGAUCCUAGCAGCCCUUUUCUGUGUGUCUCUGUAGGUGGGAGUAAAAUGCUACAUACUGCUGUGUUGUACUAGUCUUGCCAUUACUUUCCAUGUGCGUGAUUAGCUAGCUAAUCAGACCAUUGCCUGUCCAUAUCCCUGUCUGGCUUGGUGCUGCCCCUCUGUCCUUGCUAAUUCCAGGGCUCCACGCACAGCUUGAGGGACCUCCUCUUACAAAAUGAACGCACAAUCUAGUGUCCAGACGGCUGUACACUAGCGCUAUAUGUAGUAGUAUUGUAGACACUCAUCCACGCUUUCACUUAUGCAUCGCAAAUGCUGCACUCCAUAGCAUCUUAAAGCAAGGGUGUGAUUUUUCAUUUGAAAUAACAGAAUACAAUGACAAAUGUAAUUUGAGAAAUGUAUACCAUUAUCUGAUUCAAGUUAUUACAUUUGGCUAAAACUCUUGCCAUUUUGUAUCUACAUUUUGCCACUUAAAUGGUACAUUGUGUGUUUGAGGAUAUUGCAGCUAAGUCUUAUAAAGUGUGACUGUUUAAGUUGGCUUUGGGGGGCCAUGACCACCUAUUCGUUGUCUUCUCGUCACUAAGUACUAAUUUACUUUAAAGUAAGUUCUAAUCAAAGUAUUCAUGGGAAUACUUUGGAGAUUGGACUGGCCACUUCCAUUAAAUCCAUUGGUCAUGGUGCCAAGAUGAUUAAUGUUGCUAUCAAAUCAACAUUUGUUUUCAUGUCAGUUUAUUUUGCUUAUCAAUGAUGAACUGAAGAGCUAACUAUCUCAGUUUUUGUAGUUGCAGUAGGGUGUAAUGAAAGUAGAAACGCAAUGCCUAUUUUUGUCCACUAGCAUAUGGUCUUCAUUGACAAUCUAUUCAGAUGAAUAGCAAUGGCUCUGUUAAACCCAAAUGUAUUUAAAGGAACUUGGUUUGGGCCUGUGUGUAAAUCAUGUAAUAUAGAGGUGUACAUAUGCACUAUGUAAAAUGGAGAGAGGGUGGGCAGUAGCUGCCUGGUUGAAUGCAGAGCCUUUUGUUCUCUGAUAAACCCACUGUAACAAACUAAUCAUUUAAUCUCAUCAAUUAUCUUUUAUUAAACUGAAGCCUAAAAUAGUUUAUCCAUUUCCCCCCUCCCCAAUCUAAGGGUUUCACAACUAGUCAAACCAAUAAACAGGUGGUUGGAGGUUUUAAAUGAAAGGUAAAUUAUUGUUCAAGCAUUAAAGUAGGGUUGUACUGUACGUCUCAAUGUUUUGUCACUCUUGGACCUGUGCUGUACAGUGGUCCGUCUUUGUAUGUUGCACACUGGUGUGCACCCAGGUGAAUGUUGGAGUUGUCAAUGUAAAGGGAGCGACUGGUCAGGUGAGACAUGCCUAGGUUUUGUUUUAAAGUUAUUUGAUGCAGAUGAAGGAACCCCUGAUUUGAAACAGGAUUGGCUCCAGAUCAUGCAACUUUAACCCAUGUAUGCGGUUUAGAGACCAUUAACCAACUUGUUAUACACUGUCAUAAUCAAUACUAAUUCGUCAUUUGCUCAACCUUAACUUUGCUAACACGUUGCUGAUGAAUUCUCUCUGAUCUGUCUACUGAAGUUAAUCACCAAAGAUGCCUCAUGAAAAUGCCCCAUUUACAUACUAAAACAAACAUAAGUGUUGUUACAAAGGUUUGCCAUUCUGUUUCAUUUCUUCAUGUCAAUGAACCCCAUGUUUGAGUAUGAAGAUGACCAGUGUAAUGCCAGCAGCAUUUAAGUUUGUCAAUUGUGUGGCUUUUAAUAAAGAAAUUCUUAAAUUCACAAGUAUUUAAUGCAGUCUCUAAAUGGAACUGUUCCUUUGUACAUUGUAAUUCAUAAGGAUAACAGCCACCCAUGAAGCAGGCUGCUUAUACUGUGAUGUAAUAUACAAUAUGUUGAUCCCUGGUUCAAAUCUGUGAGUUUCUGAAAUGCUACUGUAACGUGACAAAGCAAAUGCUUAGCUCAUUUUAAGUUGUCUUCAGUAAAUCCAAAACCUGAACUGCUUUGUUUUAUUGGCCUAGCUAUUUCUUUUCCAUUUUGAAACACUGUCAAUGACUGACUUCAUAAGAAUGCUAAUUUUGUUCAGACACUGCAAACAAUUAAAUGUAGAAACCCAUUGAUGGGCAUUAUUCAAUUUAAUGUAAUCUCAAGUGGUUAAUUCCGCUUGACUGAUUUCCAUAUUUGUUUUGAUUUUUAAAGUUUGUUUUGUAUUAGAUUUGAAUGCUUGGAGUUUCAUAGCGUACAAGAUUAAAAAGAGAUUUUAGGAUA